AUUACAUGCAUGAAAAAAAUAUAAUGUUCUUUGUGUGUAUCGUAUGGGGCGAUACAGUCAUGAGUUAAAGUUAAUUUACGAUCUAAAUGUUGUACAAAAGCACAUUAACACACACACAUCUCAUGCACACAUGCAAAGACCAAUCUGUACACAAAUACUGAAGGGGAAGAAUGAUUGGUUUAAUAAAGAUUCAAAGUUACGUUUGUGAGAAUAUAGUGGUGUUUAUGGCCAUUUACAGCAAUCCAGAAAUAACUGCAUUUCAACAGAGCUUUUUCCUUACAAAAAAUGUAUCAACCCCGACAAAAAUGUCCAUUAAUUAUAAUCCACAUUUCCUGUUGCUGGGAGGCUGUGUGUUAGUGGGUGGCUGUGUGUUACUAGGUGGCUGUGUGUUAGUGGUUGGCUGUGUGUUACUAGGUGGCUGUGUGUUACUAGGUGGCUGUGUGUUAGUGGUUGGCUGUGUGUUACUAGGUGGCUGUGUGUUACUAGGUGGCUGUGUGUUAGUGGGUGGCUGUGUGUUACUAGGUGGCUGUGGGCUACUAGGUGGCUGUGUGUUACUAGGUGGCUGUGGGUUAGUGGGUGGCUGUGUGUUACUAGGUGGCUGUGGGCUACUAGGUGGCUGUGUGUUACUAGGUGGCUGUGGGUUAGUGGGUGGCUGUGUGUUACUAGGUGGCUGUGUGUUAGUGGGUGGCUGUGUGUUACUAGGUGGCUGUGGGUUAGUGGGUGGCUGUGUGUUACUAGGUGGCUGUGUGUUAGUGGGUGGCUGUGUGUUACUAGGUGGCUGUGUGUUACUAGGUGGCUGUGUGUUAGUGGGUGGCUGUGUGUUACUAGGUGGCUGUGUGUUAGUGGGUGGCUGUGUGUUACUAGGUGGCUGUGUGUUAGUGGGUGGCUGUGUGUUACUAGGUGGCUGUGUGUUACUAGGUGGCUGUGUGUUACUGGGUGGCUGUGUGUUACUAGGUGGCUGUGGGCUACUAGGUGGCUGUGUGUUACUAGGUGGCUGUGGGUUAGUGGGUGGCUGUGUGUUACUAGGUGGCUGUGGGCUACUAGGUGGCUGUGUGUUACUAGGUGGCUGUGGGUUAGUGGGUGGCUGUGUGUUACUAGGUGGCUGUGUGUUAGUGGGUGGCUGUGUGUCACUAGGUGGCUGUGGGUUAGUGGGUGGCUGUGUGUUACUAGGUGGCUGUGUGUUAGUGGGUGGCUGUGUGUUACUAGGUGGCUGUGUGUUACUAGGUGGCUGUGUGUUAGUGGGUGGCUGUGUGUUACUAGGUGGCUGUGUGUUAGUGGGUGGCUGUGUGUUACUAGGUGGCUGUGUGUUACUAGGUGGCUGUGUGUUAGUGGGUGGCUGUGUGGCAGGUUGUUAAUGAGCUCAUAGAGGGUGAAGAUGCUGAAGGAGAUCUCAUCAUAGACAAGACAGGCCACGUCUGACGUGUCCCAGCUGAAGGCAGCUCCCGGUAGGCCAGGUCAGAGUAGGAACUGGGGCCUCGUAGAUCACCCGCGGGCCAGACCAGCUGUCCGGGUGGAGGUGUAGGGAGGCAGGGCACAGCCAACCCACAGCUCUCUGCGUCCUCCCCCAUCAGGACAGGUAGCCUAUCCUAAUCAGAGAAGUCAUUGAAAUGACACUCUCUAAUUGUUUUAUUUUUUACAUUUUGUCAGGAAAUGCAGCUCUGUCUCAGGUUCUGCUUCGGUGCAGUGGUUGUCUCUAUCGCUCUCUCUUUCUCACUCUAUUCUCUCUGUUUCUCUCUCUCUCUCCCUCUCUUUUUUGGUGAAUGCAUGUUGUGUUGCUAUGGGGAAAUAGAGGCCUUACUGUUUACUAUUCAUCCAAUCAUUUUUAUUCUGUUUUCUCU
Messenger RNA from Oncorhynchus keta (chum salmon), 1838 nucleotides. RefSeq names its product keratin, ultra high-sulfur matrix protein-like. The transcript has 2 exons. Lineage: Eukaryota; Metazoa; Chordata; Actinopteri; Salmoniformes; Salmonidae. Bases 171 to 1355 code for a protein of 394 amino acids. The record is from RefSeq and is a predicted model, not a curated record.